AUGCUGCUUGGAUACUAUCGGUUAUACGCGACGCAUCGCGGACAGCCAGCUUCAUCCCUACUUUCCCAAGCCCUGGACCAGAAGGCGCGUGCCUCUGGGGGUCAAAGUCUGAACAACGAUACUGCUGGGCCGUUUCAGCUCGGAAUGAUUCAACGAGGAUCCGGACAGGAGAGGCCCAAGCCAUGGUCGGAACUGAGUACAACCGGUAAAGUCAUGCGGACGACGGCUCGCACUACGAACCUGACUGUCAUACUUCUCGGUGCCGGGCUGUUCACGGUUUUGACAUACUCCCUCACCUCGGAGUUGUUCUCCAGUAAUUCGCCGACCGUCCUCUAUGGAGAAGCGUGUGACAAGAUCAGACGGUCGUCCAAGGUCGCAAGAUACUUGCAUGCGCCUCUUGUUUUCCACAACAACCCUCCUUCCUCCACACGCCCGCGGCACCGAAACCAUAACGUCAAUUCGCGCAUAGCGGUAGAUGCUUCCGGUCGAGAACACCUACUCCUCAAUUUCUACAUAUCAUCCUCCCCCACAUCAUCGACCUCGACUACGUUUACCGACUCCGAGCAAACCUGGGUCGACAAGACCAUCCAACGUACACAAGCGGCACUCACUGAUAUAUCGUCCAUCACUGUGGACGACAUCAAAGACUGGUCGUCGCGGUCACUUGAUAGGCUCAAGUCUUCGUUUAGGUACCUCACAGGCGAACCUGCGCCGUCGAUUCCGCCGACAACGGGUCCAUCACCAACUUCGGAAAGGCCGAAGGAAAGGCAGGGAUUCCUCAAGACUGUCGUCCUCGGAGUGUUCUCGAUGAGGCUUGGAGGUGCUUCUAGCGAGGAAUCCCGCCCAGCCGCGGGUGUUACAUGGACAGAAGGCGAGGUGCAUGCCGAUUUGGUCAAGAACGAUGAGGGCUACUUCGUCUUCCGCUACCUAUUAAUCGACAUUCCGAACUCUCGCAGUCGGAACCCCAUACGAGUAUUUGUCGAGAGAGCGCCGGACGUACGAGAAACAGAGCCGGUCAUGCGGUGGACGCAGGUAUAA
This is a messenger RNA of Punctularia strigosozonata HHB-11173 SS5, 1038 nucleotides long. RefSeq lists its product as uncharacterized. The record is from RefSeq and is a predicted model, not a curated record. Lineage: Eukaryota; Fungi; Basidiomycota; Agaricomycetes; Corticiales; Punctulariaceae. Gene Ontology annotation, biological process: protein import into mitochondrial matrix. Bases 1 to 1038 code for a protein of 345 amino acids. The transcript is spliced from 5 exons. Gene Ontology annotation, cellular component: TIM23 mitochondrial import inner membrane translocase complex.